AUGGACGCGCACGACCCCGCCGCCGCCGCCGCCGACUCCGCCAUCGCCGCCGGCAGUCUGCUCGACUGGGACGAGGGCGCAGUUGCCGCCUUCUUCAGCACCACGCUACAUCUCCCGCAGUAUGCGCCGCACGUCCGCGAGCAGCGCAUCUCUGGCGAGGUCCUCGCGCUCCUCGACCCGGACAGCCUGCGCGAGCUCGGCGUUGCGACGAUCGGACAGCGCUUGCAGAUACUCAAGGCCGUAUAUAACCUCAAGGUUGCGCAAGGGAUCCCCAUCGAGCCCGACCACUACGUUCCGCCAUCCGAGGUGCAAGAACAGCAAGAUCGACAGCAGAAUUUGACCCCAGUCAAGCUGCACGACAUGCUCAAAGAACAAGACGACCGCCUCAAAGCACUCGAAGAAGAAAACAAGCGCCUCAUCGAGACGCUCCACUCGUGCUUGGAAGAUAUCGCCGCGCUCCGGACCCGCGCGGGAGGCGAAGACUCCCCCAUCCCCAAGGAAGGCGCUUCAACAUCCUUCCGCUGGGCUAACUUCAUCAAGCCUUCCAAGUCGCCUACCAAAGCCGCCCACGUCAUUGACUCUCCUCAAGGAUCGCCCCUUCGCGCAGAGCACGACAUCUCCGCCUCCAUGUCUGCGUCGGCACCCGCGCCAGUCUCACGCUCGACGGCUGGGCUCUCCGGCGCCACGCUCCUCAAUGAACCCUCCUCGCUCUCCACCUCCCUAUCCGGCCCCUCCUCCCUUCAGACCCACCCUCCGAAACCUCAGCCAACGCGCCAAGAAUCAUCCGACAACCUCAAGAGCUUCAAGGUCUCGCUCGAAGACCCGGCAUGGAAAGUCCUCCCUGCCGCGCUCAAGAAGUACAAAAUCAACAACGAUGAUUGGCAAAACUACGCCAUGUUCAUCUGCUACGGGGCUGACGGCAAUCGCAUCGAACGUUGUCUUUCCUACGACGAAAAGCCGUUGCUGCUCUUCCAGAAGCUCAAGGAUGCGAAGAAGAACCCGGUCUUCAUGCUCAAGCAUAUCAAGGACAUCCGCUCGCCCAUCGCCGUCGCCGAGCAAAAGCAACGCGCGCGAAAGGCCUCCUCGAUUGCGCACACUCCACACUCUGCCCCGAAGACCGCGCAGCUGUCCGCGUCAACACCAACGACCGGCGGGGCAGGACGCACCGGCGUACGUCCGCCGCGAAUCGACGUGCACGGAAGCGCCGCAAACGUCGCGCCUGGACCCGUCACGGGCACGGCGCCGCAGGGACCAGGCGCCGGUGGUUGGCUAGAGGCGAUGUCACCCGCGGUCGAGAACGCGCCGAAACGACUCGGCGACGGCAGCGACUCCGCACCUGCGGCGACGCCUCCCACGGGCACCACAGGCGCGGGCACGCCCGGCCCAGGAUCCGUGCCGCACUCGGGCCCGAGCCCAAACUCUGGGCCGAGCGGGGGCGGCGGCAGCGCGCGCGAGCUCCCGCCGCCGUCUGCGUCGGGAAUCUCGUACGCGGUCGCGAUCUACCCGUAUAUGGCCGAGCAGGACGACGAGUUCGACGUGGUCGUCGGCGACACGUUCGUCGUCCUCUCCCGCGCGCGGGGCUGGUGGGUCGUCCAGCGCGACCCGGCCGGGGCGGGCGUCGUUGAGCCCGACACGGCGCUCCAGGGCUGGGUGCCGGCCGGAUGCUUGCUUGAGACGCGCGUACCGGUUGCGAGCGCGAUUGCCGAGGCGCGUGCGGGGAUGAAUCUUCCUGCAGAGGGCGAGGACGGAGAGGUGGCGGAGGAAGGGGAGGGAGAGGGCAGGAGGGAAGAGCGCAAGACGCCGAUAUUGCCGCUCGCGAUCGUCUCGACGAGUUUCCCGGGCGUGGCGUUGACGGAUUAUACGGCGAAGGGCGAGGAGGAGCUCGAUCUCGUGAAGGACGACUCGCUGAGGGUGUUCAAGCGAUACAACCACUGGAGCUACGCCGUCAAGGAGGAGAACGGAGAGCGUGGAUGGGUGCCGUCGUGGUACAUCGGCAAGGUGUCGAGCAAUGUGCCGCAGACGCCGGUCCCGGGAUCGCUUGCGAACGUAUCGGCGACGAGCGUGACGCUCGACGGCGACUCGUCGACGAUGGCCCCCCAGCCGAGCCCGAUGUCAUCUGCGUUCCCGGCAACCCAGAAGUCGACGACAGUCGUAUAG
Messenger RNA from Punctularia strigosozonata HHB-11173 SS5, 2157 nucleotides. RefSeq lists its product as uncharacterized. NCBI's taxonomy places the organism in Eukaryota, Fungi, Basidiomycota, Agaricomycetes, Corticiales, Punctulariaceae. The transcript has 5 exons. The coding region runs from base 1 to 2157 and encodes 718 amino acids. The record is from RefSeq and is a predicted model, not a curated record. Gene Ontology annotation, molecular function: protein binding. Gene Ontology annotation, biological process: signal transduction.